AUGCAUAUCAACGAGAUGCUCGCAGACGCCGAGAGGACCGGCCAACCGUCCUUCUCUUUCGAAUACUUUCCCCCAAAGACAGCCCAAGGUGUGCAAAACCUAUAUGACCGUAUGGAACGCAUGUACGACUUUGGACCUAAGUUUAUCGAUAUUACAUGGGGAGCAGGAGGGAGAAUUGCUGAGCUGACCUGCGACAUGGUCGUUCAGGCGCAGGCCUACUUUGGUCUCGAAACCUGCAUGCAUCUGACUUGUACAGAUAUGGGCGAGGACAAGAUAAACGACGCGUUGAGGAAGGCGUACAAGGCGGGUUGUACUAACAUACUGGCACUACGGGGUGACCCUCCUCGCGAAAAAGAGCAAUGGGUAGCUACCGAUAACGGAUUCAAAUAUGCGAGGGAUCUUGUCGCUCAUAUACGAAAGACGUACGGGAAUCACUUCGAUAUUGGUGUUGCCGGCUAUCCUGAGGGUUGUGACGAUAAUAAAGAUGAGGAUAUACUACUAGACCACCUGAAAGAGAAGGUUGACAUGGGUGCUACCUUCAUUGUCACGCAGAUGUUCUACGACGCCGAAAAUUUCAUACGGUGGGUAAAGAAAGUACGAGAAAGAGGCAUUACCAUUCCGAUUAUCCCUGGUAUUAUGCCUAUUGCAACUUACGCCAGUUUCUUUCGACGAGCAAACCAUAUGAAUUGCAAGAUACCUGAAGAAUGGAUGACAGUUCUCGAACCGAUCAAGAAUGAUGACUCUGCCGUGAGAGAGGUUGGAAAGACGCUGGUUGCUGAGCUUUGCCGAAAGAUUAUGUCGGCCGGCAUUGUUCACCUUCACUUCUAUACUAUGAACUUGGCUCAGGCAACCCGAAUGGUCUUGGAAGAGCUGGAUUGGAUGCCAACAACAACCCGCCCUCGAAAACAGGCUUUGCCAUGGAAACAGUCCCUUGCACUUGGGCGGCGCGAAGAAGACGUCCGUCCUAUUUUCUGGCGUAACCGCAAUAAGUCAUAUGUAUCAAGAACUCAGGACUGGGACGAAUUUCCGAACGGCAGAUGGGGUGACUCGCGUUCUCCUGCUUUUGGUGAAUUGGAUGCAUAUGGAAUUGGUCUAACCGGCACGAACGAGUCUAAUCGCAAGAGAUGGGGAGAACCCAAGUCUGUUCAAGAUAUUGCUUCCCUCUUCGUGCGGUACAUGGAAAGAGACCUCCCUUCUUUGCCUUGGAGCGAAGCACCUCUAACCGGCGAGUCGGACUCUCUUAAAGAUGAUCUCAUCAAGCUCAAUCAACGCGGCCUAUUAACUAUCAAUUCCCAGCCAGCAGUAGACGGCGUCAAGUCUACACAUCCAGUGUACGGAUGGGGGCCCCCGAAUGGAUAUGUCUACCAAAAGGCGUAUCUAGAGUUGCUGGUCUCUCCUGAUUUAUUUCCCGAGAUUAUUCGAAGGAUUAACGCCGACCCAGAUUUGUCGUACUACGCUGUUACUCAGUUUGGGAAGCUCACGACAAAUACCCCUUCCGAAGGUCCUAACGCGGUCACAUGGGGAGUUUUCCCGGGGAAAGAGAUCGUACAACCUACAAUUGUCGAGAGUACUAGUUUCUUAGCCUGGAAAGAUGAAGCCUUUAGGCUUGGCAUGGAUUGGGCCCAUUGUCAUGAUGCCAACUCACCCAGUCGCAUCUUGAUCGAAAAGAUUAUGAACGAGUGGUAUUUGAUUAAUAUCGUCAACAACGACUUUCAUCAGCCACGAACUAUAUUCGAGCUUUUCGAUGGGUUAACCGUCAAAGACAUCGAUGUGCCCGUGGCACCUGUCAACGGGGAGCAUAACGGGGUUCAUAAGGAGACGAACGGCGUUUAA
Daldinia childiae is the source of this 1833-nucleotide messenger RNA. RefSeq names its product Methylenetetrahydrofolate reductase 1. The coding region runs from base 1 to 1833 and encodes 610 amino acids. The transcript has 2 exons. Gene Ontology annotation, molecular function: methylenetetrahydrofolate reductase [NAD(P)H] activity; FAD binding. Gene Ontology annotation, biological process: tetrahydrofolate interconversion. The record is from RefSeq and is a predicted model, not a curated record. Gene Ontology annotation, cellular component: cytosol. NCBI's taxonomy places the organism in Eukaryota, Fungi, Ascomycota, Sordariomycetes, Xylariales, Hypoxylaceae.